UAUGGUCCAGCUGGAUGUGCACUGUUAGUACAGAAGACGACGGUUGUGGGCAACAUGGAAAGCUCGUGCGUGAACGCACUUUCAUUGAGACACUAAACUGCAUUACAGAAGGCGCUGACACGGAUCUGCGCAACACAGAGAACACACCGUGUUACACCGACAAGUGCGAGUGUGAGAUGUCUGAGUGGAGUGACUACGAGUGCUCUGAAACGGUCUGUAGCUCCGAAGGUGUGCUGGUGUCGACUCGCGGAUACUUCACCACACCCGACUGUCAGGUCAUGAGCAGCGCAGUACGCAGAGAGGACGGAGUGUGUAAGACCGAGCCGUGCGUCUGCAAGGCGGGGUCCUGGUCACCCUGGGUGUGCUCAGCCGAUAAAAACUACUGUGGCUCUACCGGGACCAAUAUGAGAGAGCGUAAGUACGAUACCAGUGAGUGUGUACUCCCAGGGUCCAUCAGCACUGACGAAGCUGGGGUCGAGACACAGAAGGGAACUCCGUGCUCAGGCAAACCAUGUUGUGGUACCAGUGCAUGGUCUGAGUGGCAAUGUUCAGUCACACUUGCAGUCGACAAGUGUAAUGCGAGUGGCAAAUACGUACGCGAUCGAACCUUCGUGAAGACGGAGGAGUGUAGCACGGCGCACGCCCAGACCGACCUGCACAACACCGACAACGUCAUCUGCCACACGGAAAAGUGUGAGUGUGAGCUUACGGAAUGGUCCGAGUAUGCUUGUUCGGAGUCCGCCUGUAGCUCCGAGGGAGUCCGAUUCUCUACUCGUGGCUACAUUACAACACCUCCAUGUGAACCGAAGGACGCUGAACUACGUCGUGAGGAUGGAAAGUGCAAGACACAGGCUUGUGUGUGCACGCCAAGUGCAUGGUCGCCGUGGGUUUGUGAUAGCAACGCCGAUGUUUGUGGCUCUGAAGGUUCGACCUGGAGACACCGCAAGUAUAAGGACGACGACUGCGUGCUACCAGAGGAUACUGAGAUUGACAGUGCAGGUGUUGAAACGCAAGAGGGUGUCAAGUGCCAGUCUAAGUCCUGUUGCGAGCUCUCAGCCUGGAGUGAAUGGGAGUGUACCGUCACGGAAGAUGAAGGCUGUGGCCUGACCGGAAAGCUGGUGCGUGACCGAGUCUUCUUGGAGACCGACGAGUGCACUACCUCGGGCGACCCAGCGGACCUACACGAUACAGACAACGCGGCAUGCCACACCAGCCUGUGCGAGUGUGAACUAUCGGAGUGGGUGGCGCAGCCGUGCAGCUGUGCGGAGUGCUCCUGUGUGGGAGAGAUUCACUCUACACGUUACUACAAGACACAUGCCGGAUGUCAAGCGAUGGACGCUGAACUCACGCGCUUGGAUGGCCCAUGUGAAAGCGAGCCUUGCUAUGUGCACCCGUCUGAAUGGACUGUUUGGGCCUGCGAUGCACCUGUUGUUUGUGGGGCGCCUGGACAUCUGUACCGAGAGCGGUCGUAUGACAUGGAGCAGGGUGUGUUGCGCGAAGGCGUGAUCCCAGAUGAGAAUGACAUUGAGAAAGACAUGGGAGGCAAGUGUCACUACACGCCGUGCUGUGAGACCACAGAGUGGAGUGGGUGGAUGUGCACUGUCAACAACGACGACCACGAGUGUGGAGUCGCGGGCAAGCUGGAGCAGCACCGCACUUACAACCAAGUCGACAACUGCACCAAUGUAGGAGACGAGACCAACCUGGUGAAGAACGACAACGAGGCAUGCUACACUGACAAGUGCGAGUGUGAGCUGAGCGAAUGGUCUGAUUUCCGGUGCUCGGAGACCGCGUGCUCGUCAUCUGGCAUGAUGGUGUCUCAGCGCUACUAUGAAACCGGGCCCGACUGUGAGGCAAAGAACGCUGAGCUUCGUCGAGAGGCAGAGGCGUGUGAAACAGAGCUAUGUGCUUGCGAGGUAUCUAACUGGACACCAUGGAUGUGUAAUGCAGAUAUGGACCAGUGCAAUGCCCAGGGAGUUACGCAGCGGUCUCGUACCUACCCCAUGAGCGAUGAUUGCGAGGUGCCGGAGACGGUUGUUGUUGACGAGACUGGGCUCGAGACACAGAUGGAUGCUGUCUGCCAGUCUACCCCUUGCUGUGGGGUGUCUGCAUGGAGUGAGUGGACGUGCACUGUGGACAACGACGACGGCUGUGGUCUCGAGGGACACUACGUGCGUGAUCGCAAGUAUAUCCGCACCGACGGUUGCUCUAUCCAGGGUGACGACACCGACCUCACAAACACAGACAAUGUCAUGUGCCGCACAGACAAGUGUGAGUGCUUGCUGAGUGAGUGGUCAGACUUUGCUUGCAGCGCAACGGCGUGCGGUUCCACGGGAGUCCUACACGCUUCACGGUGGUACAUCACCAACGACGACUGUCAGACGAUGAAUGCUGACCUGUAUACCGAAGGCGAUGCAUGUGACACACCGGCCUGCGAGUGCGAGCCCAAUGCUUGGACUGAAUGGUCAUGUGAUGUGGACAUGGCGACAUGUGGUAGCGUGGGUGUCCUCUCGCAGUACCGUACCUUCAACCUGACCUACUGUGUUCUGCCCGAAGACGUACACACCACCGAAGAUGGCCGCGAGGUGGCACAGAACGGUGUGUGCAAUGGGCCUGUGUGUUGCGAUACGACACAGUGGACUGAGUGGAGCUGCUCUAAGCACACAGAGAAGAAUGGCUGCAAUCAGAUAGGCCAUCUUGUACGCGCGCGUUCCUUCGUUGAGGAUGGCGAGUGUCUGACCGCCGGGGCUGACCUAGAUCUGCGCAACACUGCGAGUACGGAGUGUGCUACGGACAAGUGUGCGUGUGAGAUGACCCCCUGGAGUGAGUACACCUGCAACGAGUCAGCAUGUAGCUCUGAGGGUGAGAUGGUCUCCAACCGAGGCUACAUACUAUCAGACAACUGCCAGCCCAUGUCUUCUGAGACUCGCAGGGUCGAUGGAGUCUGCGAGACCGCACCCUGUGUCUGCGAGCCCAGUGCUUGGAGUGAGUGGGUGUGUGAUCUAGGUGGGAAGACACACUGCAGUGCGGCGGGUUACAACCGCAGACAACGCACAUACGACGUGAACAGCGACGACUGUGUGCCCCCCGCGAAUGUAGAAAUCACUGACGAAGCCGUAGAGCACAGCCAGGGCGACAGGUGCGUCAACACUCCGUGCUGUGAUGUGCUUGCGUGGUCUGAAUGGGAGUGCAAUGUUGAUGAGGCCGAUGGAUGCGGCGUCACUGGGCGCAUGGCACGAAGCAGAACGUUUGUGGAGAACGACCUGUGCAUGACUGAGGCCGAUGAAACUAACUUGCACGAUGUUAGCAACCACGUGUGCUCCACUGAUCUCUGCGAGUGUCCCUUGUCGACCUGGAGUGAGUGGCAGUGUGGCGUGACCACGUGCGGCUCUACCGGUACUAUGGUGAGUGUGCGAGGGUACAUCACUAGCAACGGCAAGUGUCAGACUAAGGACGCCGAGCUGACGCGCACGGGAGAGGCCUGCAGCACCGAAGCCUGCCCGUGCAAGGCGGAGAACUGGUCAUCGUGGACGUGCUCCGCUGACCUCAGCAAGUGUGGACAAAGCGGCAAGGUGCUACGAGAACGCGUGUUCAAGGACAUCUCUGGCUGCAUUCUGAACAAGGAGGCGAAGGUUAGUGCCGAUGCGACAUCGGCGGUGGAGAUUGAGGCCAAUGGUACGUGCUCCAGUACUAGUUGCUGCGAACUCACCAGUUGGUCGGCGUGGACUUGUUCUACAGAUGCCACGUGUGGCGUCGUGGGUAGACUAGGCCGCACUCGCGAGCACAUCGACGACGGAAAUUGCAGCUUAGAUGGUGAUGAAGCUGUUCUUGUCGACAACAGCAGCACUACUUGCAUGGAGGCAUGUCCCGAAUGCGAAGUGACCGAAUGGAGCGACUGGACGUGUUCUGUCACUGAGUGUGGCUCAGAUGGAGUGAACCAGCAGACUCGUGCCUACAUCCCAGCCGAGCAAUGCCAGAGUGUGGGGGCCACAAAGCUCGCCAAGACUGGCACAAAGUGUGCGACGGACGCCUGUGCGUGCGAACCCGGACUGUGGGCUGAGUGGCAAUGCAAUGCCAAUACGGAAGUUUGUGGCCAACCCGGUAACAUGGUACGCGAGAGAGUGUUCACCGACACCUCCGACUGCCAACUACCGGAGGCUGUGGUGAAGCAUAAGGACGGUACGGCGACAGAAGCUCAGCUGGCGGAUGCCUGCAAUGGACCUGUGUGCUGUAAGCUGAGCGAAUGGUCUUCUUGGGAGUGUUCGGUGUCCGGUGAGUGUGGGCAGGUGGGCCAAGAGUUCCACGAGCGCUCAAGGAUCAACACACUCACGUGCCUCCCCGAUGCGGCCGAUGUCCUUCGGGACACAGACAACAAGGCCUGCAGCACUGACAAGUGCGAGUGCCCACUCAGCCCAUGGAGUGAGUGGCAGUGCGAUGUACUGGCGUGUGGCAGCACGGGCAAACUCCGCAGUAUGCGAGGCUACGUCGUGUCUGCUGAGUGCCAGGCGAAGGACGCUCUUCUGACGCGAGUUGGAGAUGCGUGCUCGACUGAGCCCUGCAGCUGUAUUGCCCAGCCCUGGACCACGUGGUCGUGUACAGCAGACACCUCCGUGUGUGGCAGUACGGGAGUGACUGUGCGAACAAGAGACUUCACAUUCACUGACGGUUGUGUGGUGCCUGAUGAUGCGGUAACAGAUGAAGCUGGCACGCAUGCACGACAGACUGAGACGGCCGAGGUGUGCAGCGGACCCAAGUGCUGUGAUCUCAGCGAAUGGAGCGCGUACGCGUGCACUGUGGCUGGCCAAGAGUGUGGGUUAGAGGGUACCUUAUACCGAGAGCGUACGCAUGUGGUGAAGAACGAGUGUCUGCCAAACCCAAUCGAUGCGCUUCGCACAACAGACAACGAGAAGUGCUACACUGACAAGUGUGAGUGUCCUCUCACGCCCUGGUCAGAGGCUACUUGCAGCGCGACCAAGUGCUCAACGGUUGGCGUGCUGGUAUCCACCCGUGGGUACGAGACAAGCGAUGACUGUGAGCCCAAGGGAGCGUCUAUGCGUAGAGAGACUGGGCCGUGCCAGACGGCCCUGUGUCCGUGCCAGCCUUCCGCCUGGUCAGAGUGGACGUGUAGCGCCGAUGCGAACACUUGCAACUCAGUGGGCAUGCAGUGGCGCCAGCGGGUGUACGACCUGGACCACUGCAAUAUCCCAGCCACGGCUGUGGUGAGCGCUGAGGGUGUGGAGAUUGACCAGGGUGGGGCCUGCAGUGCGAAGAAGUGCUGUGCCACGACCGAAUGGGCCGAGUGGACCUGCACGGUCAGUACAGCCACAGACGGCUGUGGAAAGACCGGAAAGGAGGUGCGUGAGCGAGCCUUCAUCUCCGCCAGCGACUGCACCACCGCCGGGGCGGAGAUAGAACUGCGCACCACCAACAACGUCGUAUGCUCGUCUGACUUGUGCGAGUGUAAGCUCACCGAGUGGACGGAGUCGCAGUGUUCUGAGACAGCCUGCUCGUCCACAGGUGUGCUGGUGGCUACGCGUGCGUACAUGACCGGACCCUACUGCCAAGCGAUGGGCGCUGAAUUGCGCAAGGAAGAGGGCACCUGUGAGACAGAGGCCUGUGUGUGCGAGCCAGCGCAAUGGUCGGAGUGGCUGUGUGAUAGUGACGAGCAUAUGUGUGGCGCUGUGGGCUUCAAUUGGCGAGAGCGUGCCUACACACUAGACGAGUGUGUGUUGGCAAAGAACGUGGUUACUGACAAUGGGGUAGAGAAGCAGCGUGGUGACGCGUGCUCGUCUAAGAAGUGCUGUGCCACCAUCAGUUGGGGUGAAUGGACAUGCAGCAAGAGCAACGAGGAUGGCUGUGGCCUGACUGGAAAAGAGGUGCGUGAACGGUCCUUCAUUGAGAAUGACGGGUGCACCACAGAGGGAGCAGACGCACAGCUGCGCAACACAAACAAUAUGCCAUGCUACACUGACAAGUGCGAGUGCGAGCUGAGCCCAUGGACACCCUACAAAUGCUCAGAGACUGCUUGCAGCAGCCAGGGUGUCAUGCUGUCGACUCGAUCAUACAUCACCACACCUGAAUGCGAGCCUAAGCAGACCGCACUUAGACGCGAAGAUGGUACGUGUGAGACGGAGAUGUGCGCAUGCACCCCCGGAGAGUGGAGCGCUUGGACAUGCAGCGCUGAUGAGAAAGUCUGCAACUCAAUCGGUAAGAACUUGCGCCAUCGCACGUACGUGGAUGAGGAGUGUACACUUCCCGCAGAUCUUUUUCUCGAUGAAGCACGCAGGGAGCAACAGGUAGGUACGGCAUGUGCUGCUACACCGUGCUGUAUAGUUUCUCCUUGGAGUGAGUAUGAGUGCUCCGUGAGUGAGGAGGAGGGUUGUGGCCUGGAGGGUGUGCUUGUGCGUGAUCGCUCAUUUGUACACACAGAUAAGUGCUCGACUAAGGGAGCGGCUCUGCCACUUCGCGAUGUGAUCAACACCAAAUGCUACACCAGUCUAUGCGAGUGCACUCUGUCUGAGUGGAGUGCAUACUCAUGUAGUGCGACCGCUUGCUCUACUGAUGGAGAUAUGGUGUCAACCCGACACUACAACACCAAUGACGACUGCCAGGAGAUGGACGCUGAGCUCACACGCACGGAUGGUCCAUGUCGUACUAGCGCGUGUAUCUGCAAGACUAGUGAAUGGUCAGAGUCCGUCUGUGAUGCCAAUGAAAGUGUGUGUGGUUCCGCUGGACACAUCUCAAAGACCAAAACGUACGUGUUAACCGACGACUGUGUCCUGCCUGAAGGUGUAGUAGUGGGUGCCAAUGGUUUGGAGACCAAGCAGGGACAGGCCUGUGGCUCCACACCUUGCUGCGUGACCUCUCCUUGGGCAAACUGGGAAUGCACUGUUACCAUAGCAACCGAUGGCUGCGGCCGAACCGGUGUGCUGGUGAGAGAUCGUGUGCUUCUGCAGAACGCCCAGUGCUCAGUAGCGGGUGUCGAUGUGGCCCUACGCAACACUGACAAUGUCGUCUGCCACACCGACAAGUGCGAGUGCCCACUCACACAGUGGACUGCGUGGACAUGCUCUGAGACGGCGUGCUCGUCGGAGGGUGCGCUGGUCAGCACCCGCGGGUACAUUGUCAAUGACAACUGUCAGGCGAUGGAUGCUGAAACGCACAGAACCGGAGGCGCCUGCUCAACGAAUGCGUGUCUAUGCAAGCCGUCUGAAUGGAGUGCCUGGGCUUGCACGGCUGAUGAGAAGGUGUGCUCGUCGGCUGGAACCAUGAUGAGAGAGCGCAAGUUCGCGAUGAACGACUGUGUGGUGCCUGAGGAUAUCACAACCGAUACUCACGGCGUCGAGACGCAGACACACACCAGCCCAUGCCACACCACGCCAUGCUGCGAGAUCACCGCGUGGAGUGAGUGGGUGUGCACGGUGGCUGACGCGGCACAGUGUGGCCUCACCGGCAAGUACGUGCGCGAUAGAGCCUUCAUUGAGACUGACUCCUGCUCGACAGCCGGCGCUGACACAGGACUGCGAACGACCGAGAAUGUCGCGUGCAGCAAUGCGAAGUGUGAGUGUCCGCUUACCGAAUGGACUGACUACAAGUGUUCCGAGACGGCGUGUAGCAGCAAGGGAGACAUGUACUCCACACGGGCGUACAUUGCGGACGAGAACUGUCAGACGAUGAGUGCCGAAACCUACCGAGUGGACGGUGCGUGCGAGACAGAAGCGUGCCUGUGCAAGCCUUCUGCGUGGUCUGGAUGGCUGUGCGAUGCGAACGAGGAGAUCUGUGGCAGCCCAGGACACAACUGGCGCCACCGUGCAUACGAUGUCAAUGAGUGUGUGGUACCCGAUACUAUCGUCAUGGAUGAUGCCGGAGUAGAGACUCAGAUGGGUGGUCUAUGUGCGGCAACAGAGUGUUGCCAGACCUCCCCAUGGUCUGACUACGUGUGCACUGUUGACCUACAGACCGAUGGAUGUGGAGCCACGGGCAAGCUGGUGAGGAACCGAGAGUACCUCAAGAACGACAAGUGUACCACUGCAGGAGCCGAUAGCGAUCUGUUCAACACAGAGAAUGUCGCGUGUCACACAGACAAGUGCGAGUGCAAUCUAACGCCAUGGACCACGUGGUCAUGCUCAGAAACUGCCUGCAGUACUGAGGGGGUGAUGUUUGCCACACGGGGAUACGAGGUUAAGCCUAGCUGCCAGACUAUGAACGCAGAGACGUACAAGACCGCUGGGGUAUGCCAAACAAGUGCGUGCGUAUGCCAUUCUUCUGCUUGGUCUGAGUGGCUAUGCGAUCUGGAUAGUGACGGUUGUGGAUUGGUUGGUAAGAACUGGCGCCAGCGUAAGUUUGACACUGACCGCUGCGCGCUUCCCGCCAACAUCGUCAUCGACGCCGACGGCUUUGAGAUUCAAACGAGCGGUGUGCCAUGCUACGGCAAGAAGUGCUGCGCCACGAGCACCUGGAGUGAGUGGUACUGCACCGUAGAGACCGAGGAGAUGUGUGGACUCAUAGGCAAGUAUGUGCGCGACAGGGCCUUUGUCGAGACGGACGGUUGCUCUAUUGUCGGUGCAGAAGACGGCCUACGCAACACUGAGAAUGUGCCGUGCAACAACGACCUGUGCGAGUGUCCGUUAACGGCGUGGACUGAUUUCGAAUGUUCUGAGUCAGUGUGCUCUUCCGAGGGCGUAUUGGUUGCCACACGUGGCUACGUAACGGGACCCAAUUGUCAAACCAAGGAUGCCGAGACGUCUAAGACCGGGGGUGUGUGCAAAACGGAAGCAUGUGUGUGCACACCAUCCCAAUGGAGUAGCUGGGUAUGUGAUGCUGAUACGGAGAGGUGCGGUUCGUCUGGCUAUAACUGGCGUCAACGAGCCUAUGAUCUGGACGACUGUGUGCUGCCAGCCACUAUCGCCACAGACGCAUCAGGUGUAGAGACACAGCGAGGUGAGGUGUGCCAUGGGGCUGAGUGCUGCGUCACCUCUCCAUGGUCUGAGUUUGUGUGUACUGUAAAUAUCCAAACCGACGGCUGCGGUGUCGCGGGUAAACUGCAGCGCACCCGAACUUUCAUCGAGGACGGGCGUUGCUCUACCGCUGGCGCGGAUAUUGAGCUGAUGAACACAGACAACAUGGACUGUUCCACAGAUCUGUGUCAGUGUCCAUUGACUGAGUGGACUAAACUGAAGUGCAGUGAGACGGCGUGUGGUUCCACGGGUGUGAUGUACGCCACACGUGGCUACAUAGCUGGGCCGACAUGCCAGGUUAUGGAUGCGGAGACGUACAGAAUCGAAGGAAGCUGCGAGACUGAGGCGUGUGUGUGUUCGCCAAGCGGUUGGAGUGCCUGGGUGUGCGAUAGCAACAUGGAUGUGUGCGGCUCUGUGGGCCACACAUGGAGAGAACGCACCUUUGCCAUUGAGGACUGUGUGCUGCCCGCGAACAUCAUUGUGGACGAGGCUGGCGUGGAGAGGCAGCAGGGUGACAAGUGUGGCGCUAAGCCCUGCUGCGAGACCACUAGCUGGUCCGAGUACAUGUGCACUGUCAGGGAUGCAGAUGGCUGUGGUUUGACCGGCAAGCUGGUACGAACCCGUACGUUUGUGCACAAUGAUGAGUGCACCAUUGCUGGGGCGCAUGUCGACCUUCGCCACACUGACAACGAACCGUGUAGCACGGAUAAGUGUGAAUGCGAACUCACUCCGUGGACCGACUUUAAGUGCACGGAGACGUCGUGCAGCUCAGAGGGUGUGCUGUUCUCCACUCGAGGGUACAUGGCCACUGACAAAUGCCAAACCAAGGACGCUGCGACAUACAGAGAGGAUGGCGUCUGCACAACAGAGGCGUGUGAGUGCAAAAAUUCCAUGUGGACAGAGUGGCAUUGCGAUGCGGAUGACGCCUUCUGUUCUUCCGUAGGCGCCACAUAUCGCCAGCGCAAGUUCGAGACCGAGGACUGUAUACUGCCCACAGAUAUAGUACUUGACGAGGACGGCUUCGAAGUACAGACAGGCUCUGCAUGCACCGCCAAGAAGUGCUGUGACGUGAUCCAAUGGUCAGACUGGACUUGCAGUGUGGGCGAGCUGGAUGGGUGCAGUGUCUCUGGUGAGUACGUGCGAGACCGUGCCUAUAUCGUAAACGAUGCGUGCACAACGGCCGGAGACGACACCGACUUGCACAAUACGGAGAACGUAGCCUGUCACACGGAAUUGUGCGAGUGUGCCAUGACCAGCUGGACCGAAUGGAAGUGCUCCGAGAGUGCCUGUAGCUCAACUGGUGUCACCUACGCCACCAGAGGCUACAUGACUGGCCCACACUGCCAGAGCAAGGAUGCGGAAACGUACCGAACCGACGGCGAGUGUAAGACGGAGGUAUGCGUAUGUGCACCCAGCGAGUGGACUCAGUGGACUCGCUCAGCCAACGAGGCUGUCUGUGGCUCUGUGUGUAAGAAUGUCAGACAGCGUGCCUAUAAUGGCGAAGAGUGUGUACUACCCGAGGAUAUAAUUGUUGAUGACGACCGUGUAGAGGUACAGAUAGGCACGAGCUGCCGCGCUACCGAGUGCUGCGGUACUUCUGAGUGGUCUGAGUUUGUGUGCAGUGUGAACACACACAUGGAUGGGUGUGGCGUUGAGGGCAAGCUUAUCCGUGAACGAGCCUUCAUCGAGACGGACACGUGCUCCACGGCCGGUGCGAUGGUCGACCUGCGCAACACAGAGGAUGAAGCAUGCCACACGGACAAAUGCGAGUGUCCUAUGACACCCUGGAGUGACUAUGCAUGCUCGGCUACUGCGUGCAGUACUGACGGAGUGAUGUAUUCAACUCGAGGCUACAUCUCUGGCCCCAAUUGUCAGGCAAUGGACGUAGAGACGCGCAGAGAGGAUGGUCCUUGCAGCACAGAAGAGUGUGUAUGCAAGCCCACCAACUGGAGCAAGUGGCAAUGCGAUGCUGAUGUGAAUAAGUGUGGCUCCCGCGGCAAGAACAAGCGCUACCGCCAGUACGUUGUGAGUGAAUGUGAGCUGCCUGCAGACCUGGUAGUGAGCGAGACGGGUGUUGAGACACAGACCCAUGAGGAAGACUGCUAUGCUCCCGCGUGCUGUGAUACCAGCGCAUGGACCAACUGGGCGUGCUCUGUGAGCGAAGCACAGGGGUGCGGCUUGACUGGAGAGUAUGUGCGCACCCGCGCCUUCGUUGAGGACGGCAAGUGCAUCACCAGCGGCGCUGAUACCGACCUCUUCAAUACGAACAACGUAGCGUGCCACACGGACAAGUGUGAAUGUCCCUUGACCAGUUGGAGUGAGUAUGUCUGCUCAGAGACAGUGUGCAGCUCAGAGGGUGUCAUGACAUCGACCAGAGGCUAUGUGAGCGGUCCUAACUGCCGCACAAUGGGUGCAGAAAUGGUGCGCACAGGCGAGGUGUGCAAGACAGAUGUAUGCGCCUGUGUGCCUUCCAAGUGGACCGAGAAAGUGUGCAACGCGGACAUGGACAUCUGUGGCUCGCAGGGUAACUACAUACAGACCCGCAAGUUUGACACCACCGACUGUGACGUGCCUGAGGGUAUCGUGACUGACGCCGAUGGCACUGAGACACGCGUGGGUGAGGCGUGCCAUGGACCUGUGUGCUGUGAUGCGAGUCCGUGGAGUGGCUGGACGUGCACUGUUGGCGAUGCUGAUGGCUGUGGGCUCACGGGGCAUUACAUCCGAGAGCGUGCGUACUUGACCACAGACGAGUGCUCAAUUGCCGGUGCUAACACUGUGCUGGUGAGCAACGGAGACGACGAGUGUUCGACUGAGCUGUGUGAGUGUGAGAUGACGCAGUGGACCGAGUACACAUGCACAGAAGAAGCGUGCUCGUCUCAGGGUGAAUGGGUUGCUACCCGUGGCUAUAUCACCGCCAGUGACUGCCAGACGAAGGAUGCUGAAACGCGACGUGUCGAUGGGGUGUGCCAGACGGAGGUGUGUGAGUGCGAGCCCACGCACUGGAGUGAGUGGCAGUGUGAUGUGGAUGAGCACCAGUGCAACGCCAUCGGCAACAACUGGCGUGAACGUCACUUCGCCAUGAACGACGACUGUGUUGUGCCUGACACGGUGGCUGUGGACGCUGCGGGUGUGGAGAAGCAGAUGAGUGCUACCCCCUGCAACGCUAAGCCGUGCUGCGCAACAAGCACUUGGAGUGACUGGGAAUGCAGUGUGUCUACCGCCAACGAUGGCUGCAACCGCGAGGGCCACUACGUUCGUGAGCGGACGUUUGUGGAGACGAGCAAGUGCACCACAGAAGGCUCCGACGCCACGCUGCGCAACACAGAUAACGAAGCGUGCUUCACAGACACGUGCGAAUGCCCGCUGACGCAGUGGACCGAGUGGACUUGUAGCGUGACUGCGUGCUCGUCGGAGGGUGUGCAGGUGAGCACACGAGGGUACAUCACCGACGCCGACUGCGAGACACGUGAUGCAGAGCUUCACCGCGAACAAGACUCGUGCACUACGCCUGUGUGUGCAUGUAAGCCAAGUGCAUGGAGCCCAUGGGCUUGUGACGUGGACACUGAAACCUGUGGAAACACGGGUUUAAAUACUCGGCGCCGCAAGUUUGAUCUUGAAGGCUGUCAACUUCCAGUCGAGAUCGUCACCAACGAACAAGGCAUUGAGAUGCAAUCCGGUGCCUCGUGCGAGGGCCCUGUAUGCUGCAGCACCAACCAAUGGUCGACAUGGAGCUGCUCCUUGAGUACUCAGAAGAACGGUUGUGGCCUCAGCGGACGUCUGGAACGUACACGAGAUCACAUACUUGUGGACAGCUGUGUGGCAGAAGGAGACGACACUGACCUGUACCACACCGACAACGAAGCGUGCCAAACCGAUCUGUGCGAGUGUGAGCUUUCGGAAUGGAGUGCGUACGAGUGCAGUGAAGAGGCUUGCUCGUCUGAGAGUGUGAGCUACUCCACACGUGCUUACCUUGUGGAGGACGAUUGUCAGACCAUGGACGCUGAGCUGUACCGUGAAGACGGCAAGUGCACGACUGUGCCAUGUGUGUGCGAGCCUUCGUCCUGGACUAGCUGGGUUUGCGAUGCCGAUGAAGCAACGUGCGGUGCAACUGGCUCGACCUGGAGAUACCGUACAUAUGAUUUGGAGGCGUGCGAGAUGUCUGAGGAUGUUGUGAGCGAUGCAGAGGGUAUCGAGAUACAGCAGGGAAGCAAGUGCCACGCUAAAGAGUGCUGCCCAGUGGGCCAGUGGACUGAGUGGGUGUGUAGCAUGGAUACCAACAAGGAUGGCUGUGGAAUGGAAGGCACACACAUCCGAAGCCGAGACUACAUCACAAGCAGUGCGUGCAUGGUAAAGGGCGACAACAUCUCGCUGGAAGAGUCUGACGGUUCGUGCUACACCGAACUGUGCGAGUGUGAGCUUACUGAGUGGUCUCAGCCUGUAUGUGACACGACCGCCUGUUCCUCUGAAGGUGUGAUGCGCUCCACACGUGGCUACAUCACCAACGAGCACUGCCAGACGAAGGAUGCAGCUUUGCACAAGGAGGUGGGCAGCUGCGAGACCGAGGCGUGUACGUGCGAGCCCGAUACCUGGACGGAGUGGUUCUGUGAUGCAGAUAUGAACACGUGUGGCUCCAGGGGUGUCACAUGGCGUACGCGUACGUUUGAUCUGACGCAGUGUGACUUGCCAGCGAGUGUGGAUGCCGAUGAGAGCGGCGUGGAGACGCAGACUGGCGGGUUGUGCUAUGGGCCCAGGUGCUGUGAGAUCACCUCAUGGAGUGAGUGGACGUGUAGCAUCACAGCGACGGACGGUUGCGGUCAGACCGGCCAUGAGACCAGAACACGUGAGCACAUCGAGGAUGGCGAGUGCAUGGUCCUCGAGAAAGCCACCUUGCAAACCAGUGAUGGCGAAAGCUGCAGCAACGAGCUGUGUGAGUGCGUGUUGCAGGAAUGGUCCAGUUGGGUGUGCUCAGAAUCUGCCUGUGGCACGAGUGGCGUUCAAACCCGCACUCGCGCAUACAUUGCUGACGACGAUUGUCACACCAAUGAUGAGGCUGUCCUGACCGAUACGUCUGGCGGAGUGUGUGUCAAUGAGGCGUGUGCGUGCAUGCCUAGCUGGGCCGAGUGGACUGAGGUCUCGAGCUGUACCACAGACGAGGUGACAGGCACACAGUGUAUGAAUGUGGCUGACCAGAAGCCGGUGAACGCGCCCGUGAGUAACAUCGUCUCCGGCGAGCAAGGUGCAGAGAACUCCAAGCCGUACUGUGUGGAUAUGUGCCAGCGCAAGGGUAUACAGACCUGUGAUGCAAACGGUAUGGCUCCCACGAGCUUCACGCGUGCAGAUGCUGACGAGGCAAGUACAUGUGCGUACACGAAUGAGAUGUGCGAAUGUCCCUGUGAGGAAGUCCCCGGAGGUAACAACACACCUAUAAUUGCCGGUGCGGCUGUGGGUGCGGCUGCUGUGCUUGCAGCAGCUGGCGCUGCCAUGUGGUACAGCCGCGGUGGCAGUGAGGCUGUGGGUGCCAUGGAUAGUGCGGAUAUCUUGGGCCAGAACUUGCAGACCAACCCCGUUUACGAGGGAGAUUUGGUUGAGAUGACCAAUGACAUCUACGCCGAUUACGUUUAGGGAUAGGGUUAGGUAGCGUCUGUUCAAGACUCAAUUUGUACUUAAUAAUCAAUAUUAUAAAAUAUCAAC
This is a messenger RNA of Sphaeroforma arctica JP610, 14648 nucleotides long. RefSeq lists its product as hypothetical. The transcript is spliced from 2 exons. The record is from RefSeq and is a predicted model, not a curated record. Lineage: Eukaryota; Ichthyosporea; Ichthyophonida. Bases 15 to 14579 code for a protein of 4854 amino acids.